UCAGAUGAUUUCCCUGGAAGGGGUUUCAAGUAUUCGGAAAACACAUGAUAUGCUACCUAUUCACUCAAAACCCAAGCUAUGGAACCCAUCCAUUGCACCAAAUCCACCAACAUUUAAAAAGAUUCUUCCACUAAAAAUUUCAAACCCUUGGAAUGAAAACAAGGAAGCAAAUGAAUCAAAAGCAGGCAGAAUCAAACGCCUGGUGCUUUCCAAUGAAGGCAGAACCAAGCUCAACACCUUUCCCGACAGGGAAUUCUAUGCUUACCCCAGGUUUGUAACUCAUGUUGAUGAUGGAUUCAUUGCCACACUAACAGAUUUGUACAGGGAGAGGCUAAAGCCUGGCUCAGAGAUUCUUGACCUCAUGAGUUCAUGGAUUAGCCAUCUACCAAAUGAAGUCGUUUACAAAAGAGUGGUAGGGCAUGGACUUAAUGCUCAGGAGCUUGCCAGGAAUUCUAGGAUGGAUUACUUCUUUGUCAAGGAUCUAAACCAUGACCAGAAGCUCGAGAUUGAAGACUCAAGUUUCGAUGCUGUGCUAUGCACGGUCAGUGUACAGUAUCUUCAGCAACCUGAGAAGGCUUUUGCAGAAGUUUUUCGGGUGCUUAGGCCAGGAGGCGUGUUCAUUGUGAGCUUCAGCAAUAGGCUUUUCUAUGAGAAAGCAAUCAAUGCCUGGAGAGAUGGAACUGCAUAUAGUAGAGUACAACUUGUUCUUCAGUAUUUCCAGUGUAUUGAAGGGUUCACACAGCCGGAAGUGAUCCGGGAAUUACCGAGUGCUGGUAAUUCUCAAGAUGACAAGUCGCCGUUUAGUUGGUUCAUGAAGUGGCUUGGGUUAUUUUCGGGUUCAGACCCCUUUUAUGCUGUCAUAGCUUACAAGAACUUCAAACCUGUAUAUGAUUGAAAAAGAAGUUAAGUAGAUACUGCAAUCUACAUUUGAGCUUUAACUGCAUCAAUUAUUUACCGUUUUAAGUUGGAA
This is a messenger RNA of Gossypium raimondii (Peruvian cotton), 970 nucleotides long. RefSeq lists its product as uncharacterized. Gene Ontology annotation, molecular function: S-adenosylmethionine-dependent methyltransferase activity. Bases 5 to 895 code for a protein of 296 amino acids. The transcript is spliced from 2 exons. The record is from RefSeq and is a predicted model, not a curated record. NCBI's taxonomy places the organism in Eukaryota, Viridiplantae, Streptophyta, Magnoliopsida, Malvales, Malvaceae.